AUGUCGUGCUACGUACAGCAGUGCCUCCCUCCAGUCUACCAGGAGCCCAUUCCCAUCAAAUGCCCGCCGAUGUACGCUGCCAGACACCCAUCCGUGCCUACCUGGCACUCAACACUGUGCAUCCCACAGUACGUGACACCCUGCAUCCCCCGGCAGCGGAUCAUGUCCUCCAGCUUCUCCCAACAGCAGUGUGUGACCAAGUGUGUGCCGCGGCAGCAGUACGCAACCACGUGUGUGCCGCAGCAGCAGUGUGUGACCCAGCAAAUCCUACAGCAGCCAUGUGUAACUCGGUGUGUGACAACUUGCAUGCCGCAGCAGCAGUGUGCGACCAAGGGUGUGUCGCAGCAGCCUUGUGUGACCAAGUGUGUGCCGCAGCAGCAGUGUGCGACCAAGUGCGUGACCGCCUGUGCCCCCCAGCAGCAGUGUGCGACCAAGUGCAUCCCGCAGCAGCAGUGUGUGACCAGGUGCGUGACCACGUGUAUGCCACAGCAGCCAUACCUGACCAAGGGCAUCCCACAGCAGCAGUGUGUGACCAAGUGCGUCCCGCAGCAGUGUGUGACCACGUACACCCCGCAGCAGCAGUGUGAGACCAGGUGCGUCACCACGUGUGUCCCGCAGCAGCGUGCGACCAAGUGUGUCUCGUACCAGUUUGUGACCUCUUGUGCCCCGCAGCAGUGUGCCACCACGUACGUCCCACAGCAAUGUGCGACCAGGUGUGUGACCAAGUGUGUCCCGCAGCAGUGUGCCACCAAUUGCGCUACCAUUUGUAUCCCACAGCAGUGUGAGACAACUUGUGUCCCACAGCAGCAGUGUGUGACCAAGUGUGUCCCACAGCAGCAGUGUGUGACCAAAUGUGUCCCACAGCAGCAGUGUGCCACCAAGUGUGUCCCACAGCAGUGUGAGACAACUUGUGUCCCACAGCAGCAGUGUGCCACCAAGUGUGUCCCACAGCAGUGUGCCACCAAGUGUGUCCCACAGCAGCAGUGUGCCACCAAGUGUGUCCCACAGCAGUGUGCGACCAAAUGUGUCCCACAGCAGCAGUGUGUGACCAAGUGUGUCCGACAACAAUGUGAGACAACUUGUGUCCCACAGCAGCAGUGUGUGACCAAGUGUGUCACACAGCCGUGUGCCACCAAGUGUGUCCCACAGCAGCAGUGUGCCACCAAGUGUGUCCCACAGCAGUGUGCCACCAAGUGUGUCCCACAGCAGCAGUGUGCCACCAAGUGUGUCCCACAGCAGUGUGCCACCAAGUGCGUCCCGCAGCAGCAGUGUGUGACCAAAUGUGUCCCGCAGCAAUGUCAGUCGGGUGGAGUGAAAAUUUCAAGCCACUCGAAAAAGUACUGCUCUGCAUCCAAAUGGCCCUGGUAA
Molecule: messenger RNA, 1368 nt
Organism: Pelecanus crispus (Dalmatian pelican)
Lineage: Eukaryota; Metazoa; Chordata; Aves; Pelecaniformes; Pelecanidae
Source: RefSeq, a predicted model, not a curated record